This is a messenger RNA of Cucurbitaria berberidis CBS 394.84, 2337 nucleotides long. RefSeq names its product RNA polymerase I-specific transcription initiation factor RRN3. Gene Ontology annotation, cellular component: nucleus. Bases 104 to 2134 code for a protein of 676 amino acids. The record is from RefSeq and is a predicted model, not a curated record. Lineage: Eukaryota; Fungi; Ascomycota; Dothideomycetes; Pleosporales; Cucurbitariaceae. Gene Ontology annotation, biological process: transcription initiation at RNA polymerase I promoter. The transcript has a single exon. Gene Ontology annotation, molecular function: RNA polymerase I core binding; RNA polymerase I general transcription initiation factor activity.
CCCUCACCAUUAUUUUCACCAGGACAACACCGCCAGGUCCUGGAUCAUACUCACGCCACUGCCGACCUGAUGUAAUACCCUCGCCAAUCACAUUCCCUUCAACAUGGUCUCUCUUGCCUCAACUGAGAGAGCCCUUGGCAUCGUCCCUCCGAGCGCAGGCGGCAGCCUCAAGCGCAGACAUGUCGACAACUCCUCCGACGCCGAAAACACAGUGUCAAGUCAGCUCAAGCGACGCCGCGUCACCUUCGAUCCCGAAGUCGACGUACGGAUAUUGACUGACGAGAAUGAUAAGAGCCUGGAACUGGUGGGCGAGGAGGUACGGCGAGCGAUAGAGAAGCAUGCGGCGGGCGAAAAGGCCGCCUACGAUACCCUCAGAGGACUCUUCAGAGAGGCGCCGGCUUCUGAAAGUGCACCUCUGUCAGGGCUUCUCCAGAAAUACGUCAUCGCACUUACCAACAGUGCGCCAUUACUCGACCACAGCUGCAAAGGCUUGGUGCACGCCGUGAUCGAUUGCAGCUGGAUAGCCCGCAACGAGCACUUUGUGCGCUCUUACCGCAACUUCCUUCGCUCGCUGCUGUCAGUACAGCCUGGAUACCUGUCGACAGUUCUUCAGAUGCUCGUGAGCAUGUUUCUAAAUGCGCCAUCGACAACCGCUAGGCAGCAAGACGACCCACCUGUACAACCAGUGCGCCUGCAGUCCCGGAUGCACGACUCCCUAAAGCUGAUCCUGCGUUCGACCCCAAUGGCUAGCACGUUCCUAGCGCCUGUUCUUGCCACAACCUUCCCCUUCUCUGACGAUACUGCAAAGUCCCAUGUGCAGUACAUCCGUAGUAUUCUGAGGGUCACGGAAUACUGCCCGGAAUUAAAGGGCGAGAUACUGUCGCUUGUAACGGACAAGCUGGUCAGAAUAGAUGUGCAGAUGCAAGUGGAUAUGGAGGACUUGGACGAUGACGUCGAGGAGCGCCUCGUGGGAGACGCUAUUCACAACGCAGAGGAAGACGACGACUUGAGCGAUACCGACUCGGUGUCGAGCGACGAAAGCCUGGAACCGGAGGAACAACGCUUGAAAGAAGUAAGAGACGUGGUGCUAAAGCUUGACACUGUCAUGGAUCUCCAGUUCUCCUACUACGAUUCAGUUUUCGAAAAGGGUGAUCUACUCGAGAUCGACGAAACAUUCGAAAGCCUCCUUUCACAGUUUGCCAACAUCAUACUACCAACAUAUCGCUCGCGGCAUACACAAUUCGUGUUAUUUCACUUCAGUCAAACCUCUAACGACCUCAUCGAGCGGUUUGCGGGUUGCUGUUCGCAUCUUGCAUUCGAUCAGGGACGACCUCAUCUUCUUCGUGCAUCGGCCGCCGCUUACCUCGCCUCUUUCAUCGCCCGUGGUGCGCAUGUCUCUGGAGCGGUUGUUCGUGACGUGUUCGACCUCCUAUGCCACCAUCUCGAGAACUUGCGCAUGUCACACGAGCCAACAUGUAAAGGCCCUGAUCUGCGUCGUUAUAGCACAUACUACGCUAUCUCACAAGCGCUGCUGUACAUCUUCUGCUUCCGCUGGCGAGACAUCAUUGUCACUCCUGACGGCAGCCCACCCACAGACGAAGAUAUCAUAUACAACGAAGGCGACUUUCAGUGGCACAACAAGACCCAAGAGAUUAUACGCCGCAACAUCUUCUGUAGACUCAACCCUCUCAAGAUCUGUGCACCGACAAUCGUCGCUCAAUUCGCCCGCAUGGCGCACCAUCUCCGCUUCAUGUACAUCUAUCCGAUCAUGGAAACAAAUAAGCGCGUCCGACUAGCACGGACCUUGGCCAGUGGAUACUUGGAUGGCAUCGGCGGACGAGAAACGGCGCUCAACGGGAAGAAAGGCGAAGACACGUUCUUGAUGGAUGCAUACUUUCCUUUCGAUCCUUAUGUCCUGCCGCGGAGUAAGAGGUGGUUGGCACAGGACUAUGUGGAGUGGAAGCCGGUUCCUGGUAUGACGGUGGAACGAGACGAGGACGACGAGGACGACGAAGAAGAAGAGGAGGAGGAUGACGAUGAUGACGACGAUGAGGAGAGCGACUCUGAUCGGGAUGAAGUCGGUGCCGCUCCGCACGAUGAUCUAGACGACGGCAGCACAGAGACGAGCUUGUGAUUUCUUACUUUACAAAGGCGUUACUACGGUUCGGGAUGGGACAUAAGCGUCGCAUUGCUUGGCGCUAGUGGUCAUAUGGGAUGACUAUCUGGUUCGUUUCUUCACUUGAUUUGCUCAUGAUUGAUGGUUCACAUAGGAUAGUACGUGCUACAUAUACGGUGAUUUGAUGCUAGCUGAAAGCAAAUAAAAAGUUGAUACACCUC